AUGGCGGAAAAGCUAGAGACCCUGGAUCUGCCCGUGGAGCCCAAUAAAAUAGUGGUCCAGUGCUCAGACAAAGGCAUGGAUAAAGUUCCUUAUGGCAUUCCCUAUAAUGCCCGCUACGUCCUCCUCAUGAAUAACCACAUCAACAGCAUCCAGCUGGACCUGCUCAAUGAAUAUGUCUCUAUGGAGUUUCUUGUGUUGAGCAACAAUCUGCUAACAGAUGGUGCCAUAGAAGGAGCCUUUGAGGGGGUGCCAGCUCUGAAACGCCUCUACCUGGAUAGGAACCUCCUAGAAAGUGUGCCAACUGACCUUCCAUUUUCUCUCGAGGAGCUUCGUUUGGACAAUAACCAGUUGGGUGUGAUGUCUGAGGCAGCCUGGGCCCGGUGCCCCGGCCUCUUGGUUCUGAGCCUCAGCAACAACAGCCUGGGGAAUGGAUCUGAAUCUCUUCCUAAUACAGUGCUCUCUCCUCUGUGUAACCUGCGCACUCUGAACCUGGAUUACAACCAGCUGACGUCAGUUCCUCUGGGCCUGCCACUGUCCAUCAAAGAGCUGUAUCUCAAAGGGAAUCUCAUUGAGCAAUUUCGUGGAGGAGCCUUCAAUGGUAUUUCAGAGCUGGUGGUGUUGGAUCUGAGUGCAAACAGACUUACAAACAAAGGUCUUCCCAGGGAGUCCCUCCUCAAUGCAACCCACUUGGAAAGCCUCAACUUAGAGGGAAACAGACUGAAGCAAGUGCCACGACACCUUCCCCUGCUCACUAAAAACUCUAAAUCUGGAGGGAAACCUCAUAUCUUCCAUCAAGAAAGCAGCUUUCAGCAGCUUGAAAAACCUGGAACACCUGGGCUUGGCUAGGAACAAGAUCUUCAAAGUUGCAAUAGGUGCGUUUAGGACAUUGCCCGUCCUGCACCAGUUAGACCUGUGCCACAACACCUUACGCCAAAUGCCCAGACAGUUACCGCAGGGUUUACAUUCAGUAGCGCUAACCCACAACAAGAUUCAAUCAGUGCCUCGAGAUGCUUUCUGCUGGGGUAAUAGGAGUCUGAGUCUCAGCGGGCUCGUACGAGUGCAGCUGGAACACAAUUUAAUUGAUAUGGGGAAACUGGAUGCACAGGCUUUUAGAUGCCUGCGU
This is a messenger RNA of Lates calcarifer (barramundi perch), 1123 nucleotides long. RefSeq names its product decorin. The coding region runs from base 1 to 846 and encodes 281 amino acids. Gene Ontology annotation, molecular function: protein binding. The transcript has 2 exons. The record is from RefSeq and is a predicted model, not a curated record. Lineage: Eukaryota; Metazoa; Chordata; Actinopteri; Centropomidae.